GGUUAUUCGUUGAAAUAAAACAAUAAGUUUACAAGUUUAUUGUUAUAACAUCAUAAUAUUUACCGAAUUUUCGACAAAAUGUCAGUCAUAGACAGGGUUAGAAUUCUAGUAUUAGGCGAUUCUGGCGUUGGUAAAACAUCUUUCGUUCAUUUGGCAGCUCAUAAUGAACCCCUUCGAUCACCUAGUUGGACUGUUGGCUGUUCAGUAGAUGUGAAGUUACACGAAUAUAAAGAGGGCAUGAAGGACCAAAAGACGUUUUUUGUUGAAUUUUGGGAUAUAGGGGGUAGUCAUUCACAUAGAAACGCACGGCCUGUAUUUUACAAUCCUUUUCAUGGUGCCAUACUAGUACAUGAUUUGACAAACCGAAAAUCGGAAAAAAAUUUACACAAAUGGGUUAGAGAAAUUAGUGUAAAUAGAAGGGAAAGAAAAGAUUCUAAUAGUGUAGCAAAUCCUGUUAUGCCAGCGUUAUUAGGCGACGAUUUCGACCAAGAAAGCUUUAUAGGAAAUACAUCAAUACCUUAUAUUGUAAUAGGAACCAAAUUGGAUCAGGUUGAUGAUCGCAAAACUCGUAUUGAACACAUGGCUAGCCAUUUAGGAUGUGAUGAAAUUUUAAUGGACUGUAGACAAACCCGAUAUUUAGCAGCAGGUACUUCUAAUGCUGUCAAAUUAUCAAGAUUUUAUGAUAAAGCUAUUGAAAUGAGAUCUAAGAGCCACAAAGAUUCAUUCACAGAAAGAUUUGGAGAUCCUAUUUCACCAAUUUUAUCUACAAAAUUUUAUUCCCCUCAUCAAGACUAGCUUAUAGUGAAAUAUUUAAAAUAACUCACAUUAGGUUACUACAAAAACUCAAAAUACAUGCAUGUUUUUGGAAAUCACAUGUCCAGUUAAUGAAAAAAAAAAUACUCUAAUUAUAAUGUGCUAGUAAAAACUUCAUAUUUAUAUUGUUUUGUAUAAUAUGUUAUGUAAUAGUAUAUAUAAAUAAAGUACAUUUGUUUAUUUAUUU
This is a messenger RNA of Diabrotica balteata, 1000 nucleotides long. Lineage: Eukaryota; Metazoa; Arthropoda; Insecta; Coleoptera; Chrysomelidae. The record is from the annotation of a GenBank genome assembly.